Molecule: messenger RNA, 2352 nt
Organism: Perognathus longimembris pacificus (Pacific pocket mouse)
Lineage: Eukaryota; Metazoa; Chordata; Mammalia; Rodentia; Heteromyidae
Product: cyclin-K-like
Biological process (GO): positive regulation of DNA-templated transcription, elongation; regulation of transcription by RNA polymerase II
Cellular component (GO): nucleus; cyclin/CDK positive transcription elongation factor complex
Molecular function (GO): cyclin-dependent protein serine/threonine kinase activator activity
Source: RefSeq, a predicted model, not a curated record
GAGAGGUCGCUGAGGGGCUUCCUGAGGCGAGGCGGGGAUUCCUACCAUUUUCAGAGAACCUUUUAGAAAGAACAAGCCUACUUCAAUAAAUGAAGGAGAACAAAGAAAAUUCCAGACCUUCAGUAACGUCAGCAAACCUGGACCACACCAAACCAUGUUGGUACUGGGAUAAGAAGGACUUGGCUCAUACGCCCUCACAGCUUGAAGGACUCCAUCCAGCCACAGAGACCCGGUACCGCCAAGAGGGGGCUCGGUUCAUCUUCGACGUGGGCACACGGUUGGGGCUCCACUAUGACACUCUGGCAACUGGAAUAAUUUAUUUUCAUCGCUUCUAUAUGUUUCAUUCCUUCAAGCAAUUCCCAAGAUAUGUGACAGGAGCCUGUUGUCUCUUUCUGGCUGGAAAAGUAGAAGAAACACCAAAAAAAUGCAAAGAUAUCCACAAAACAGCUCGCAGCUUAUUAAACGAUGUGCAAUUUGGCCAGUUUGGAGAUGACCCAAAGGAAGAAGUAAUGGUUCUGGAAAGAAUCUUACUGCAGACCAUUAAGUUUGAUUUACAGGUAGAGCAUCCAUACCAGUUCCUCCUCAAAUAUGCAAAACAGCUCAAAAGUGAUAAAAACAAAAUUCAAAAGCUGGUUCAAAUGGCAUGGACAUUUGUAAAUGACAGUCUGUGCACCACCUUGUCACUGCAGUGGGAACCGGAGAUCCUAGCAGUAGCAGUGAUGCAUCUUGCAGGACGUUUGUGUAAAUUUGAAAUACAAGAAUGGACCUCCAAACCCAUGUACCGGCGAUGGUGGGAGCAGUUUGUUCAAGAUGUCCCUGUUGACGUUUUGGAAGACAUCUGCCACCAAAUCCUGGACCUUUACUCGCAAGGGAAGCAGCAGAUGCCACAUCACACCCCCCAUCCGCUCCAGCAGCCCCCCUCUUUCCAGCCUACACCGCAAGUGCCACCAGGACAACCGUCACAGCCUGCGCAGGGCUCCGUGCCUGUCCCGUCCCCGCAGAAAGACUCCCAGCAGUCAGCUCCGCCGCAGCCAGCCACCCAGCAGCCCAAGAAGCCGUCCCUGCAGCCCAGCCCGCCCCGGCAGGCCACGCGCGCCGUGGUUGUUUCUCCCAAAGAAGAGAACAAAGCAGCAGAACCACCGCCACCUAAAAUCCCCAAGCUUGAGACCCCUCACCCGCCCUUGCCUCCGGCCCACCCCCCUCCAGACCGGAAGCCUCUGCUUGCCGCUGCCUUAGGCGAGGCCGAACCCCCCGGCCCAGUGGACCCCAGUGACCUCCCCAAAGUGCAGAUUCCUCCUCUGGCCCACCCGGCCCCGGUGCACCAGCCGCCGCCGCUGUCACACCGGCCCCCGCCCCCACCCCCGUCCAGCUACAUGACUGGCAUGUCCACUACCAGCUCCUACAUGUCUGGGGAGGGCUACCAGAGCCUGCAGUCCACGAUGAAAACGGAGGGCCCCUCCUACGGUGCCCUGCCCCCGGCCUACGGCCCACCCACCCACCUGCCCUACCAUCCCCAUGUCUACCUUCCCAACCCUCCCCCGCCACCUGUGCCCCCUCCCCCUGCUUCCUUCCCCCCACCCACCAUUCCCCCUCCUACUCCAGGCUACCCACCUCCACCUACCUACAACCCCAACUUCCCACCUCCGCCCCCACGCCUGCCCCCCACCCAUGCAGUCCCACCCCACCCUCCUCCAGGCCUGGGUCUGCCACCAGCUAGCUACCCACCCCCUGCUGUCCCCCCUGGAGGACAGCCACCUGUACCCCCACCCAUCCCCCCUCCCGGCAUGCCGCCCGUGGGGGGGGGGCUGGGGCGCGCAGCCUGGAUGAGAUAACCUGACACCUUUUUCCCCUUGUUUUUUACCUUUUUUUUUUUUUUUCUAAUCAACUUGGAGUAGUUUCAGUGGGUAAGCAGCAGGGUCCCUUGGAUAAUGCUAGGCAGUUGCCGUGUGGGAGGCAGGGUGAGAUUGGGGUCCUUCCUCACACCUGGAGGGCACCCGAGCCCUGCACCGGGUUACUUUCUAUUAUGAGAUGUUAGCCAGCCACAUUGGCUCCAUAAAGAGCUUCAGUAAGGAGUGAAUUCCUUCUAGAAAUCAGUGCCUAUCUUUCCUGGAAACCCAUGUUCAGUCGUCCACCUCCAUCCAAAGCUGAGCUGUUGUCCUCUUGUUCAGUGACGUUCGCCCGUGACGCCCGUAGGUGAACCACUCUUGGCGCUGUCGGUGUCCGCAUCCUUUGUCGCCUCACGGGGUGGCUCGUUUCUUUUUCCUCCAGGGAGUUGGGGAGCGGUGUACUUGGAAAGUAAUGUAUGUUUACAUCUAUUUGCAAAUUCCUGUACAUAAAGAUAUAUUUUUUAAG